AUUUGAAGUCAGAUAAAUUAAGAUCUCACAGCGAGUGUGAAAUUGCAGUGAAAGAAAUCUUUAAUAAAAAUCUUAAAAUAUCAAGCGAAGUGGUUAUUGAAAGAGCCCAUCGAAUUGGCCCAAUUAAUAAUAAAAAACCUAGAACAAUAGUAUUAAAACUGUUAAAUUUCCAGGAUAAAAACAAAAUCCUAAAUGCUGUAAAAAAUCUUAAAGGAACUGGUGUGUAUAUUAACGAGGACUUUUCGCGAGAAACGAUUGAACAACGAAGGAAACUUUGGGAAGAGGUGAAACGACUUCGAAGUGAAGCAUAAUGAAUAACGAAACAAUAGAUUUUGAAACGCUGCACUUUAAUGUCUUCGAAACGGCAAAUAAUGUUAUACUCAACGAUUUGAAUGACGCAGAUGCGCAGAUUUUUCGCGGAAUAAAUUUUGGUUCUCAAUAUUUUGAAACAGAAACUUUUAAAACUGAACUUACAACUUUAAGGAAUAAGUUCACUGCAUUACACAUAAAUAUAAGAAGCAUAAAUAACAACAUUGAUAAGCUUAAGCAAUUUCUAACCGAAUGCAAUUAUUUAUUCAGUAUGAUUUGUUUAACCGAGACAUGGUGUUCUGACGAAUCGUCUAGAAUAAAUUCAAACUUAGAAAUUCCUAAUUACAAAUUAAUAUCUUCUGAAAGAAAAACUAACGAAAGGGGAGGGGGAAUUAUUAACUAUAUUCGAACUGAUCAAGCCACCAAAUAUAGACAUGACCUUUCUACCUCAGAUGCCGAUAGUGAGGUCUUUACAAUUGAGAUAACAACAAAUAACAAAUCAAAAAACAUUUUAGUCUCCACAUGUUAUAGACCACCUGAUGGUGAUAUAACAAAAUUUUCUAAUCAUUUAAAACAAAUUUUUUAUAAAAAUAACAAUGAACAAAAAAAACUAUUUUGUAUUGGAGACAUUAACAUUGAUUGCUUACAAUACGAUAAACAUGCUAAAACUAAAUUUUUUUUUGACGAAAUGCUCCAACAUUACAUCUUCCCAAUUAUUAAUAAGCCGACUCGGGUAACUCAAUCAUCAGUAACGUCAAUAGACAAUAUAUUAACAAAUACAGUUCUUGAUGUUACUUUAAAAGCAGGUAUCAUAAAAACAGAUAUUUCGGAUCAUUUUCCGAUUUUCUUUUCUCUGUCACACGAUACAAAAACUACUAACGACUGUAAAAUUGAAAUUCAUAAAAGGAAAAUUAACAAAUAUGCUAUUCAACAAUUUAAAGAAUCACUAUCGGCAUUAAACUGGGAUAAAGUAUACCAAGAAUGUAACCUUGGACGCACCAACUCUGCUUACACUAAAUUUGAAAACAUUUUCUUAAAAAACUAUAAUAAAUAUUUCCCAAUAAAAGUAAUGCUAGUAAAAGAAAAACAUCUAAAAUGCCCUAACCUGGCUACAAAAAUUAAUUGUCCAAACAACUCAUUUGAGAAAUACUUAACUAAUAACAAUGACGAAUUAGCACUUAGCGAACUAAAAAUUAAAGAACUUGAAGUUGCGAUAAAAUCUCUUAAAAUAAAUAAAUCUCCAGUCUAUAGCAGCAAUACCAUUGGUAAACGUGUAGAAUUAUGUGCAUACCAAACUUAG
Molecule: messenger RNA, 1609 nt
Organism: Hydra vulgaris (swiftwater hydra)
Lineage: Eukaryota; Metazoa; Cnidaria; Hydrozoa; Anthoathecata; Hydridae
Source: RefSeq, a predicted model, not a curated record